AUGGCGCAAAAUAGGCAUUGGGAGCAGGACAAGGAGGCGACCGUCUACAUCGGCAACAUCGACGAGCGCGCGACGUCGGCCAUGGUGUACGAGAUCAUGCUCCAGAUGGGACCCAUCCACAACAUCCACAUGCCGCGCGACCGCGUCACCCAGACGCACCAGGGUUUCGGCUUCGUCGAGUUCCGCACGCCCACCGACGCAGAGUACGCGGCCAACGUCAUGAACGGCGUCAAGCUGUACGGCAAGUCGCUUCGCGUCAACAAGGCCAGCGCAGACAAGCAGCGCGCCGCAGAGGUCGGCGCCGAGCUGUUUGUCGGAAACCUGGAUCCCAUGGUGGACGAGAAGAUCCUCUACGACACCUUCAGCCGCUUCGGUCCGCUGCUGAGCUUGCCCAAGGUCGCGAGGGAGGAGUCGGGUGCUAGCAAGGGGUUUGGUUUUGUCAGCUUUGCCGACUUUGAGAGCAGUGAUGCUGCGAUUUCGAACCUGCACGGCCAGUAUAUUCUCAGCAAGGAGGUAUCAGUGCAGUACGCCUUCAAGAAGGACGGAAAGGGAGAGAGACACGGUGAUGAGGCCGAGCGAGAGUUGGCUGCCCAGGCCAAGAAGCGCAACAUCGUCCCCGAAGCCCAGCCUGUUCCUCAAGCGUUCCUUCAACCACCGCCCGCCGCAGCUCCCGCGCCCCCAGCUGGCUUCGACCCGACUUCAAUGGGUAGGAUGCCUAUGGGUGCUCCUCCACAAGGCAUGCCAGGUGGCUUCGCUCCUCCGCAGCGCGGUCCAUCACCGUAUAACGCCGGCGCCGUUCCCCCUCCUGGAGCUCCUCCUCGCGGCUCGGGCCCUCUACCCCCAGCGCCGUCUGGCCUACCUGCCCGGCCGCCUCAAUCACAAGCCGGGUUCACCAACCCGGCCGACUUCCACCCUGGCAGCUUCCGACCUCCCUCAGGAUCCCCCGCGCCCCAAGGAUACCCGGCCGCUCCUCCACCCGGUUUUCAACCUCCUCCACAGGGUGCUCCUGGCGCUCCGGGUGCUCCUCCUCCAGGCUUCAUGCCUCCCCCUGGCUUCCAGCCGCCUCCUGGAUUCCGUCGGUGA
Molecule: messenger RNA, 1083 nt
Organism: Fusarium keratoplasticum
Lineage: Eukaryota; Fungi; Ascomycota; Sordariomycetes; Hypocreales; Nectriaceae
Exons: 2
Coding region: 1-1083 (360 amino acids)
Biological process (GO): positive regulation of mRNA splicing, via spliceosome
Cellular component (GO): U12-type spliceosomal complex; nucleolus
Molecular function (GO): RNA binding
Source: RefSeq, a predicted model, not a curated record